AUGUCUGAAAUGAAACUUACGGUGCCCUCGGUUCGCUAUGGCAGUCGCCUGGAGGGAUUGUGCGGCAACUGCAAUGGCCUGAGCCUGGACGACCUGCAGGUUAAUCCUGCCAAGCCCAAGCCCACGGAGCCACGCCCCUUUGAACUGGUUGACUUUGUGGCCAGCUGGCAGGUGAAUGAGCCCCGUCUGGGAAUCGACACCCGUUCUUGCCGGGAUCAGCAGGUGUGCAAACCGUUGCCGCGGGAGAGGAAUGUCUGUUACCAGCUGAUCGUUCAGUCCGGAAUCUUUGGCCGCUGUCCUCUGCUGGUGGAUCCUUUGCCUUUCAUAGUGGCCUGUCAGAAGGACUCGUGCACGGCCAGCGAUGAUAAGGAGGUGGUCUGUGCCGCCCUGACUGCCUACGCGGCGGCCUGCAACCAGGUGGGCGUCUGCGCCGACUGGCGACCCUUCACCCAGUGCCCGGCAAGUUGCCCACCCGGAUUGACCUACAAGCCCUGCGAUUGCGAUGUGUCCUGCGAGACUGGUGUGGAUCGGGUGGAUCACAGUAACCUGGAUGUCAUCUUCAAGGGUCGCUGCUUGCACGCCGCCCGCCAUGAGGGCUGCUUCUGCCCACCGGAUAAGGUGCUCCACCACGGAAGGUGCGUGCCGCCCAAGGAGUGCGUCACCUGUGGCGCCGGACAUUACGCCGGCGACGUCUGGCAGCCGGACAAGUGCUCCAGGUGCAAGUGCCUGGCCAGUGGCCAACGCGACUUUGAGUGCUGCCCCACGCGAAUCUGCGUGGCGGACAUCGAGAAGCCCGGACCCAUCUGCGAGACGCCCAAGCUGCCCGAUUGCGGACCCCAUCAGCUUCGCAUCGUGGACGAGGAUGUCAACGGAUGCUCUAUUUACAGAUGCGAAUGCAAGCCAAGGGAUCAGUGUGAACCCCCACCACCGCUGACUGUAAAGCCUGGCGAGAAAUUGGAGGAGUUAGUGGAUGGAUGCUGUCCAAGUUACAAGGUGAGGUGCCUUGACGCGACCUGUCCCAAGCCACCUGCCACCUGCGAGGAGCAGCACCACGAACUAAUAUCCGAGAAGCAGCCCGGCGAUUGCUGUGCGGUGCACAAGUGUGUGCCUCCAAAGGACAGGUGCCUGCACAGGCACAACGACCAGGUGCAGGUGCAUCGACCUGGAGACAAGUGGCAAUUCCCGGAUGAUCCCUGCAUCGCCUACGAGUGUGUGCUGACGGACCACGUGGUGGUCACCGUGACCACGGUGCUUACCUGCGAGAAGAGGUGUCCCCUGGGAUUCACCUACGAGCACACGAACAGCGCCAAGUGCUGCGGAUCCUGUGUUCCCUCCAGCUGUGUUCACGAUGGAAAGGUCUAUAAACCAGAUGAAACUUGGGAAAGUCCUGAUAAAUGCACAAUCUACUCGUGUGUUCCCUUCGAGGGGCAACUCAUCAUUCACGAGCUGCGCGAAACCUGUCCGGAUGUGAGCCUCUGCCCGGCGGAACAUCUCCAGGAUGAAGGAGGCUGCUGCAAGCGCUGCAAGAUCCCUCCUCCACCACAAAACAAAGUUGACUGCCAGGCGGUCACGGUGGCACCCAAUCUCACCCCGAACAUGAUCACCUUCCAAGAUCCGGAUCAUGGAGUGUGCCACAAUGAUGAGCCCAUUCAGGGACUGACCCAGUGCGAGGGCGCCUGUAGCUCGGCUUUCCAGUAUAAUCCGCUCUUGAACAAGUAUGAGGAUAGAUGCAGCUGCUGUGCCGCCACCGGCUUGACCAAGCUCGUGGUGAAGGUUUCAUGUGGGGAUGGCAGCCAACAGGAUCAUUUGCUGGAGGUGCCCACGGGCUGUAGCUGUGAAUCCUGCAGCAAACAUCAUCCGGUGCCAACCAAGUCUGGUGGGGAUCAGGUUAAAACGAAGGAAAAACCAAUCGAUACUAAUAUAAGUAUAACUGAGGAUGAUGAGGAACUUGACCUGCAGGACCUAUUAAGCCAAAGUGGAGGAGUUAUUUCACGUUAACGAAGUUUCAAACUAUAUUAUAAGUUUUAAUACGACCAGAACUUUCAACUAUACUGUGAGACUAUGUACCAUUAUAGUAAAUCAUCAAGACUGGAAUGAAACUUAAGUGCAUGUUUCUAUAUCCACACAUUAAAAUUAGAAAUAAACAUUAAACAAUAUUAA
This is a messenger RNA of Drosophila biarmipes, 2160 nucleotides long. RefSeq names its product hemocytin-like. Lineage: Eukaryota; Metazoa; Arthropoda; Insecta; Diptera; Drosophilidae. The transcript has 4 exons. Gene Ontology annotation, molecular function: protein binding. Bases 1 to 1998 code for a protein of 665 amino acids. The record is from RefSeq and is a predicted model, not a curated record. Gene Ontology annotation, cellular component: extracellular matrix.